Messenger RNA from Ricinus communis (castor bean), 2306 nucleotides. Its product is annotated as rho GTPase-activating protein 4. The coding region runs from base 549 to 2102 and encodes 517 amino acids. The record is from RefSeq and is a predicted model, not a curated record. NCBI's taxonomy places the organism in Eukaryota, Viridiplantae, Streptophyta, Magnoliopsida, Malpighiales, Euphorbiaceae. Gene Ontology annotation, biological process: signal transduction. Gene Ontology annotation, molecular function: GTPase activator activity. The transcript is spliced from 5 exons.
UGGCAAUGUUGAAGCUGAUGUGGCAAUACAUAAAAGGGAUCAACAGUUGAAGAGAAGAGAAGCAAUCCACAGAUUGCUUAUACAAAGAGAAAUGGAGGAGAAAGAAGGAAGAGGUUUAAAUGUAUAAUAUAAAAGAGUUGGCCUACUUUCUCUCUCCACCCAUAUCUGUUUCUUCCUUUCUCUCUCUGAAAAAACAUACCAUGCUAUGCUACCACCAGAAAAGACUGUAACUCUCUCUCUCUCAGACACCUUUUCUUUUUCUCUCUCUUUUUUGCUUCUUCAAGCCUCAAUAUCCAUUCUAAGCCAGCCAAGAUAGAAAAGAAAAGAAAGAUUAAAUACAAAAAGAAAAUCAAGAAAAGUGAUGAUAGUCACGUCCUACCAAUACUCGCAAAACCAUUCCUUCAAUCCAACUCUACAUACCCACAUAGAAAUCUUGACCUUUUCUCUUAAAGAUUCAAGAAAACACUAAUUAAACACAGAAAAAGAAGACCAUUUCUUGUUUUCAAUUAUUUGAUAGAAAAAUUUCUCUUUCUUUACCCAAAAAUACAAUGACUGAAGUACUUCAAUCGUCCCCAUCACAUCACUUCCCUUCUCCUUCAAGUUCUUCUUCAGCGCCAUGUGUCAACAAUGAUAUCUCACACCAACAACAACAACAACAGCAACUUCCAGUUAGCCCCACUACAAUUCAAGAAAUAGACCAAGAACAAGAACAUGAAGUACAAGUAGAAGAAGAAGAACAGGAACUAGAGGAUAUUGUUGAGAGAAAAGAAAGGGAGAGAGAAGGGGAUCAGCUGUCACUUCUUGAACUUUUAGUUACUGUGUUUAGGAGGUCUGUUGUUGGUUGUAGUAUUACUACUACUGCUGGGACUAAGGAGCUUUGUAAGAUGGAGAUUGGGGUGCCCACCAAUGUUAGGCAUGUUGCUCAUGUUACUUUUGAUAGGUUUAAUGGGUUUCUUGGUUUGCCUGUUGAGUUUGAGCCUGAAGUUCCAAGAAGAGCUCCCAGUGCCAGUGCAACUGUUUUUGGGGUUUCAACCGAAUCCAUGCAGCUCUCAUAUGACUCCAGAGGGAAUAGUGUGCCCACAAUACUCUUGAUGAUGCAAAGGCAACUGUAUGCCCAGGGAGGUUUGCAGGCAGAAGGAAUUUUUAGAAUUAAUGCAGAGAAUAGCCAGGAGGAGUAUGUUAGGGAACAAUUAAAUAGGGGAGUGGUCCCAGAGGACAUUGAUGUGCACUGCUUGGCAGGUCUUAUAAAGGCUUGGUUUAGAGAACUCCCAACUGGUGUUUUGGACUCUCUUUCACAGGAACAGGUAAUGCAAUCUCAGUCAGAGGAAGAAUGUGUUCAACUCGCAAGGCUCCUUCCCCCAACAGAAGCUGCUCUGCUGGAUUGGGCUAUAAACCUAAUGGCUGAUGUUGCGCAAAUGGAACAUCUGAACAAGAUGAAUGCACGCAAUGUUGCUAUGGUCUUUGCACCGAACAUGACUCAAAUGUCAGAUCCAUUAACUGCAUUGAUGUAUGCUGUCCAAGUGAUGAACUUUCUUAAGACUCUUAUCAUUAGAACACUUCGGGCGAGAGAAGAAUCUGUGCUAGAACCAGCUCCUGUUUCUCACCUUGAGCCCUCUGAUGAAAAUGGGCACCAGAGCUCUUAUCAUCCAUUUUUCCCAGAAGCUAAUGAGCAACCUAGUGAAAGGAAUGAACAGGAGAAAAUUUUUGUCGCAGAAGAACCUGCAAUGGAGAGCCCUCCUCUACCUAGUCAAGAUGAUUCUACAACUGAAAGUAGAUGCCAAAAUUUCCUGACAUCUAUUGAGAACAUUCCCACUGGAGGAAACUGGUCUUUGGUUGAUAAUUGUCCUUGUGAAGUUGUAUCUCAAGUAAGUGCAUUAACAAAUGAAAAUCUGGAGGGUGGCUUUACAAGAGCAAGAGGGGUUCAAGUAAGAACGUGCAAGAACAGAACUGGCCAAUCUAGUAACUCAAAUUCCAGAAAGGGAUCCAAAAGAGUGAUUGAGCAAGCAAUUGCUCGAGCAGCAGGACCAGUGGAGAAAAGCAAAGGAGCUGGUAUAGUAGGUUCCAUAAAUCCGAGGACAGAGCUGUCCGAAGCUUGGCGGUAAAGGGUGUUGGUGUAGAUGAUGCUGUGUCAAGAAGUACAGGAAGUUGGAGAGUUUGGCCAACCGAUGAAACAAGUUGGCGCAUCGUGUGAUUUUUUCCUUCGGAAAUAUUUGUGUAUUGAGUUUCUGUGUUGUUUUACAUAUGGUUCUGUUUGUUCAUUAACCAUGUUCUACUUCCAUGUUUAAUUUCCUUAACCUGUUCUAACA